This is a messenger RNA of Thermothielavioides terrestris NRRL 8126, 1223 nucleotides long. RefSeq lists its product as uncharacterized. Gene Ontology annotation, cellular component: nucleus. The transcript is spliced from 2 exons. Gene Ontology annotation, biological process: transcription by RNA polymerase II. The record is from RefSeq and is a predicted model, not a curated record. The coding region runs from base 166 to 843 and encodes 225 amino acids. Gene Ontology annotation, molecular function: transcription coactivator activity. NCBI's taxonomy places the organism in Eukaryota, Fungi, Ascomycota, Sordariomycetes, Sordariales, Chaetomiaceae.
CUCUUGCAGAGUUCCAUCUGCGCCACACGCAGAGACACAUCCUUCCGGUCGCCCACGCUGGACCGUCAGCCGGUCAGUCGAACGGAGGAGGAUCCGCACAUCACAGUCACAGACGCAACGGGGCAAACACGGGAGCGCCGACACUCCAGAGGCGGUUAGAGUGAUAUGGCGGGCAAAAAAGGCGGCGCCGAGGGCAACAGCAAGAAGGCUGCGGGCCAGGCCCGCAAGGCCGAAGCCGCGGCGAAGAAGGCGGCGGCUGCUGAGGCGGCGCGCGAGGCUGCCGAGGCGGCCAAGUGGGAGCAGGGAGUGAAGAGCAAUGCGAAAAAGGAAGCCGAAGCAGCAAAGAAAGCGGAACAGGCUCGGAAGAAGGCGGAACGCGAUGCCUUACUCGCCGAGGAGGAGAAAAAUACCCCGGGCCGAUCGGCGCCCAAGAAUGCCAAGACAGCAGUCAAGAAGAGCAGGGGGCUGGACCUGUCGCAGCUAGACGGCGACACUGGCAAAGGGCUGCCGGCGCUGAGCGCAUCGGGCAUCGACAAUGCUCUGGACGCACUCUCGCUGACAUCGCAGUCUGAUAUCAAGAUCGACAGGCAUCCCGAGCGGCGGUUCAAGGCGGCCUAUGCGCAGUUCGAGGAGCGACGGCUCAAAGAGAUGGACGCGGAUGGCAGCGGCGCAGGUCUCCGGCUGAACCAGAAAAAGGAGAAGAUCAAGAAGGAGUUUGAGCGCAGCCCGGAAAACCCGUUCAAUCAGCUCACGGCACGCUACGACGCUUCCAAGGACGAGCUAGCCCAGCUGAAAGAGCAGGAACGCGCCAAAAUCGAGGCCCGCCUGACGUCCAAUCCCUGAACGCUGAAGUGUCCAUACGAGGGCAAGAAUCCGAGAAAAAGAGGGGCGGUUUAUGCCGGGGGCUCUAUAUGCCGGGGGGCUCAUGCGCCCGGCCCGGACGGGAAGGGACGAGGAUAAGCGAAGGCGUCUGGGCCGAAGCGGUUGUCCAAUGCCAAUGGUGGUUCUGGUUCCCCCAGUCGAGCCUGAUGAAAAUCUCCGGCUUGAGGUGACGCGCGAUCGGCGAGGGGGGGCGCAUGGGAUAGUCGUGAACAGACCAUCUUAUUGCAUUGGAUAUAGGCAUGGGACUUCUGUCGCGGAGGAAGCAGACGGCGAGAGAGCUGAGACCCGCAGACCAUGUAGACGGCUAGGUAGUUAGCUGCAAAAGAACCCAGUGUGGCCCC